AUGAUAUCAAUCUUUAGAAGAGCAUCAGAAAUAAUACUAACUAGUUUCUUGAGUAUAUUUCCAAUAGAUCAUGUGGCAAUCAUAUUGGAUGGGAAUAGGAGGUUUGCAAAAGUAAUGGGAAUAUCACAAUUGGAAGGACAUAGACAAGGUGCAUUUUUGAUUAAGAAAAUAUUACCUUUAUUUAUAAAGCUAAGAGUAAAAUAUCUUUCAAUGUUUGUUUUUUCAAUAGAGAAUUUUUCUAGAGAUCAAGAAAAUGUUAACAAUACGUUUAGUGUAAUUAAAGAUUAUAUUUUAAGUGAGGGAAAUUGGUUAAAUGAAGAAAAUUCCAAAGUUGUGAUUUCCGGAAAAAUUGAAAUGCUUCCAAAAGACCUAAUGGAUGUUUUAAAGGAUUUAGAAUUUAAGACAAGAAAAAAUACGGGGAUUGUUCUUAAUAUUUGUUGUGCUUAUUCUUGGACUUCAGAAUUAGAAAUGGCAUCUAAAAAAUACCUUGAAAGCUUUACAACUAUUCAAAAAGAUUGUCUUGUAAAUACUAAUGCUAACUCUGAAAACCAAAUUCAAGAUUUAACUCUUACGGAUGAAAAAUUUAAAUCAUUUAUAUAUAAUUCUGAGAUCCCAUUUCCCAAUAUACUAAUAAGAACUUCAGGUGAAACAAGACUUUCUGAUUUCUUAAUUUACCAGCUUUGCCACAAUACUAGAAUAUAUUUUGUUAAAACCCUUUGGCCCCAGAUAAACAAUUUAAAGAUACUUAUAAUUAUUUUGCACUAUGUUAUUUUCUACUUAUAG
Cryptosporidium ubiquitum is the source of this 783-nucleotide messenger RNA. RefSeq lists its product as uncharacterized. The transcript has a single exon. Lineage: Eukaryota; Apicomplexa; Conoidasida; Eucoccidiorida; Cryptosporidiidae. Gene Ontology annotation, biological process: polyprenol biosynthetic process. Gene Ontology annotation, cellular component: endoplasmic reticulum. The record is from RefSeq and is a predicted model, not a curated record. Bases 1 to 783 code for a protein of 260 amino acids.